UCUUUUAAGAUAUUUUUCAUGGGUAUUAAUUUCAAAUUCGAUACCGGCACUUGCGUUAGAAUCUUUCAAAAUUCAUUGGAUUAAAACUUCACUAUUUUCUUAUGAUUUGUGAGAGAGGAAAGUGUCGGAUUGAAAUGCUAGUACUCCAGAAUGUGGCGUUGCCCAGGAACAGUUUGUUCGGUACAAUUCAGACAAGACCCAUUACAGCAUUCAGGAUUCAGAGCUGCCAAGGAACACGAUCCAGAUUUGACUUCGUUAUCUCCAUGCUAGAUAAUGGAAAGGAUAAUGGCAUACAAGAAAAUUUAAAAGAGAAGCAUAAUCAGCUUAGCUUGAAACAAAAUCCAAGUGAUUCAUUUGGGAGGUUUCAUAAAGGGUCUGGUCUAGGAGAUGGGUCACAUGCCCCUGUUCAAGACGUUCUGGAAGAAGUCCUAUCGACAAAGGCCUUUGUUUGUGAUGAUGACUUGACUGAGCAGUUCACCGAACGCAAUAAACAGGGAACAUUAAUAGGUGCAAUAUCACUUAUUACAGGAACGAGCUUUGGAUCUGGAAUUCUUGCUCUUCCUGCACGUACUGCUUCUGCUGGAUUUAUACCUUCCGCAGUUUCAAUGUUAAUUUGCUGGGGAUUUUUAAUGCUUGAAGCUCUUCUUCUAGCAGAAUUGAAUGUAGCUUUGCUGAGACAGCAGGAUCCAAGUCAACCCGGGAAGGCUAUGUCAGUAGUAAUCUCAUUCCGCACCAUGGCAGAACAAACAUUGGGGAAAUGGGGUGGAUAUGUCUCAACAAUCAAUUAUAUAUUUUUGUCUUAUACAGUAAUGGUUGCUCAUAUAUCAAAGUCUGGUGAGGUUCUGUCCAGCAUAAUUCAAAUACCUGCUUCAAUAGCAGGGGCAUUGUUUGCAUGUAUAUUUGGAAUCCUUGUCUUGGUUGGUGGAACCAAGGCCACAGAUACAGUGAAUCAGUUACUUACAGCUUGUUUGAUUGGCCUAUUUCUAUUUAUAGUGGCAACCUUUCUUGGAGGUUGGUCAGGGAUCAAUCACAUGGACUGGGACCUGUUGCCACAAACAGUUCCUGUGAUUUUGUUCUCUCUUGUCUAUCAUGAUAUAAUUCCAGUGCUAUGUGCAUACUUAGGGGGGGACAUAUCACGCAUCAGGACUUCUAUCAUUUUUGGAAGUAUGGUGCCUUUAGCAGUCUUUCUUGUUUGGGAUGCUGCUGCUCUUGGGGUUGCUCCAAUUUCAGGUGGCGAAGACCCUUUGGAUUCUCUUCUAAGGCUCGGAGGGAGCAAUUUUUCCUAUUUUGUUCAAUUAUUCUCUCUUGUGGCAAUUGCAACUUCAUCAAUUGGUUCUUCGUUAGGAUUAAUGGAGUUUUUCUUGGAGCAAUUAAGCAACUUCAAAAUGAGUGCAGUGUUAAGACGAAAUACUCAGAUUACAACUGCCUAUAUGAUAUACCCAAAAGCAAGACAUUUUAUCACAUUACUGCAUCCCUUUAAGAACAUAUUUUCACGUUUAGCUUAUCGAGCAAACUUUGGGAGAUCUUUUCCUUAUACUAUGGCUAGGGCAAGCAAAAUGGGUUCAGUCCUUAACAGAUGGUGGCUAAGUAAUGGUUUGCGACUCGCAUCUUUUGCAUUAGUGAUAUUUCCACCUGUACUGAUUUCGAGUUUUGUGGGAAAUGCAUUCUUCUCUGCAACAGAUAUUGCGGGUACUUAUGGCAUGAUGACACUUUAUGGCAUUUUCCCACCUGCAAUGGCAUGGGCAUGGGCCGAAUCAAAUGAUAAAUUAAAAUCUGAAGAUUCUAAACCCUUGACAGUCCCUGGAGGAAGAUUUGCAUUAGCAGGAAUUGGACUUUGUGCCAGUGGAGUAGUGCUGAAUCAACUGUUUUUAGAUUUGGCUGGAAUGCCACUUCAAAACAUAGUUGACAAUGGUUUGAUAACAGAAAUAAGCAAUGUAAUUUCUACUGUGCCUUGAUCGAACUUUACUGAAUGGAUAAGAACACAUAUUGUUGUCCAGGAGCUUACUGCACAAAUACCAAGGCGCCCAGCAUUAUCUGAUUUAUGACAUUUCUGUAUCAGUCUUCCUUUCAAUGAGCAUGUCCCUUCGCUUGCUUUGGUCAGACCAGUUAAUGCUCCUAUUGGAAUAGAAGAUGACCUACCAUAAUUUUUAUUUAUAUCCUUUCUUUCAGGAGUACACUGGUGCACAUUUUGUGCACAUGUUUCAUGGAUCAAUCUCAUGCAAGUUGGAGCCCUUAAGUGAGCUUUGAAAGAGAAUGGGAUAAAAGUUCCACCAUAAUUUCUAAAGAGAUGAGUGUAGUGAACAAAAUAAUUUGUUAUUUGCUGUUUGGACAGACUUUUUUGUGUUAUUCUUGGCAGCCUGUAGCUGCCCCAUAUUUGUAAAAUUAUUGUAUUUCUUUAAUACAAAAAAAUAA
Molecule: messenger RNA, 2412 nt
Organism: Cryptomeria japonica (Japanese cedar)
Lineage: Eukaryota; Viridiplantae; Streptophyta; Pinopsida; Cupressales; Cupressaceae
Exons: 9
Coding region: 102-1955 (617 amino acids)
Biological process (GO): amino acid transmembrane transport
Source: RefSeq, a predicted model, not a curated record